Molecule: messenger RNA, 2387 nt
Organism: Camellia sinensis
Lineage: Eukaryota; Viridiplantae; Streptophyta; Magnoliopsida; Ericales; Theaceae
Product: ENTH/VHS protein
Biological process (GO): transcription-coupled nucleotide-excision repair; response to UV
Cellular component (GO): chromosome
Molecular function (GO): RNA polymerase II complex binding
Source: RefSeq, a predicted model, not a curated record
AUGUAUAAUGAUGAUGCUGUUGUUGAUGUUGUUGAUGGUAUUGUUGAACAGAACAGAUUUGGGCCGGGAAAUUUUCGGGGUCGGGGAAUCCCGAUCCCUGUUAGGGAACGGGGAUGGGAACAGAGAGAGAGAAGGCGGUGGUGGUGGUUGGUUUUGAUAGAGAACGCCACAAACUCUACGGCGGCGGAGGUCGAUCCACGCCUCCUCAAGGCCAUCAAAUACGUCGUCCGAAACUCCGAUUCCGAGCUCCGCCUCGCCGCCCAAACCCUAAUGAAUCUCAUGAAACGAGAUCACUCUCAGGUUAGAUAUCUUGCGCUUCUCAUAAUAGAUGAACUAUUCAUGCGGUCGAAACUGUUUAGAACCCUUCUUGGAAACUUGGAUCAGUUAUUGACUCUAAGUGUGGGAUUCAGAAGAAACUUGCCGCUUCCUGCUCCUCCAGCUGUUGCAUCGGUUUUUGCGCGAAAGGCGAUUGAAUUCUUAGAGAAAUGGAAUGCUUCUUAUGGGAUGUAUUACAGACAGCUUAGGUUAGGGUUUGACUACCUAAAAAACACCCUUCGUUUUCAAUUCCCAAACUUACAAGCUAAUGGGGUUCGGAUUCAGCAGGAGAGAAGGGAGAGGGAGAUGAGGACAAAAGAGAUUUUACUGAACAAGUUUGAAACGCUGAAGGAAAAUUUUCCUUCAAUCAAGGAUGAAUUACAGUCAACACUUGAUGAAAUUGGGGAAUGUUUAGAAAUUGUAACUGCAACAAAUGAAAAUGUGCCAAUGGAUCUUUUAGAUGAUGAAGAAAUGGAAGAGUUUCGUAGUUCUGAACUUCGACAGAUACGUCUUGAUUCAUUGAAAGAAGCAGAGAAAGUUCAAGAAACAGGUGACAAUAAAGUGGUUUUCGAUGUGUUGAGGGAGCUUUACAAGCUCCUGGUGACGAAGCAUUUGGUUUCAGUGCAAGAGUGGAUCUCAGUUCUUGUAAGGGUUGAAGUGGCAGACAACAGAUUCAGGGACUCCGCGUUGAAAGAGUUCAUUGAUAUUCGAAAUCAUCUCCGGUCAGUGAAGAAGAAAUGUGAAGAAGCAGGUUGUUCUCUUCCCGACAGCAAAAAUCACGAGGAAGAAGAUAUUUGGGAAGAGGGUACUAUUGAAUCAUUUGAGAACUGGAAUUCUGCCACUCUUGAUAAGCAAAGCGAUGAUUCUAAUAUUGCCUCGACUUCCACUGAGGUAAAAAAGAAAGCUUCCAAGAACAGUAAUAAAAAAGAAGAUAGCAAUGAGAAGAUGGAUUGUGAAGGCAGUGGAACUGAAUCGAACCCCCAGAGGAGUAAGUUUCUGGCUGAAGCUCCAGUGAUGAAGUGGGGUUCGUUCUUGGAUAAUUGGGAUAAAAAAAGGGAUGUUUUGGCCAACCAAAGGGGUUUGGAGCUUGAAAAUCAUUGGGGUCGGGUAGACUACGAUGCAGUUAUUCCAGCUGCGAAAAUCGCAGAAUUGAAUGUUCAAGCAACGGUUUAUGAAGAAGACCCUGUUGAAAUCCAACCAUGUCGCGUUCGUUUGAGUAAAGGGGGCCUUUGUCAGAGAAGAGAUUUGAGGGUUUGCCCAUUUCACGGGCCUAUAAUACCGCGAGACGAUGAGGGAAAGCCAAUCAAUCAAACCUCUUUAACAGAGGAGAUAACUCCUGAUUUCGGGAGUAAUUUGGUGGAGCAAUUGGCAAAACAGGCAGUGAAGAAUAUUCGGGAUAGAGAUAUAGAGGAAGUAAAGAAGAGAGAACAUGAUAAAAAGGCAUUGAAGCGAGCAAAGCUUGCAAAAGUUCGAGAACACAAUGAUGCUGUCUUACGGGAACUUGCUAUGGCUUCAACUUCAAGAUCUUCAGCUGUUGGAGAAGAUAUAGAGACAACCAAUGGGGAGAGGUCUUCAGCCAGAAACAAGAAGCAAACUCUUGCGUCGAUGUUGAAAAAGAAAGUAACAGCUAAAGAUAGAUUAGCUCAAAGGUUGUUGAACACCGGUGCAAGAGAUGCAACGACAAGACAACUCACUCUGGGAGAGGAUGCAAAAUACAGAGAAGCCUUCCCAAAUCAGUGGUAGAUGUGAAAUUUCUCAGUUACACGUUUCUGAUAACUCGUUCGGUUCAUCCUGUAAGUCCCAUAACACUUCCUCUUAAUCAUCCUGUAAGUCCCAUAACACUUCGUCUUAAUCACUUGAUCCAUUUGUUGUAAUAUCGGCUUUGGGGAUAGUGAAUGACACCAAGGGAGCGGUUUUUUUGGCUAGUUUUGUAUUAUACAUGAGUGUUUUUUUUUUCUUUUUGUUCCUCUCCAAUUUCUUUGCAGCAGAUUGUAUCUAUUGCAGAUAGAGAAUUAUUUUAUUUUAUUUUAUUUAUAUUUUUAAGUUAUGAGAAGCUGUGAAUUUUCAUUGUU